AUGAUAGCAGCCCCCAAGAUAUUUGAGAAUCAUUUGGCAGAGAAGAAUGAAUCCCCUCACUUUUAUAUUCAACAAUUCUAUGUUGAGUGUCUUUCUACCUUCUCUUAUUACAUUGAAUCCAAAGGGGAAGUCGCUGUAAUAGAUCCCUUAAGAGACAUUCAUUAAUACAUGUAUGAUUCAUAGUGCUAUGAUUAGCGAGUUAUCCAAAAAUAGGAAUGCCUAAAUCAAAUGGAUACUUGAAACUCACUUCCAUGCAGAUUUUGUAAGUGGACACAGAGAAUUAGCAAAUCUGACAGGAGCAACUAUUGUGUAUGGACCAACAGCUGUGGCCAAUUACCCAAUUAAAGAAGCGAAGGAUGGAGAGUUGCUUCCAUUAGGAAGUGUAUAAAUUAGAGUGGAUCAUACCCCAGGACAUACAAUGGAAUCAAGUUGUUUUGUUUUAAUCCACGAUGGAAGAGAUCACUCGGUCUAUACUGGAGAUACACUAUUUUUGGGUGAAGUCGGAAGGCCAGAUUUAGCAGUGAAGGUGGGUGAGCUAACAGUUGAAAUGUUGGCUUCAUAUCUUUAUGAUUCCUUGAGAAAUAAGGUGAUGAAGUUGAAUGAUGAUGUUAUUGUUUAUCCAGGACAUGGAGCUGGAUCAUCUUGUGGAAAAUCGAUUGGAACAGGCAAGUGUUGUACAAUAGGGAUGCAAAAAAAGAACAAUUAUGCUCUUUAAGAGAUCACAAAGGAAGAGUUUAUCAAUUAAGUUCUUAAGGGAAUGCCGAAGCCACCUUAAUAUUUCUUUCAUGAUGCAAAAUUAGUAAUUGUAGUAAAUUAUAAAUAUAGAAUAAAAGUGGUGCUAAUGACUUUUCGGCCAUUUUAAGUGAAGUCCAGAAAGCCUUAACAUUUGAGGAGUUUAUGAACUAUGUAAAGUAGGGAGCUUUGAUUCUUGACACAAGACCGAACAUUUAAGAAGGUGUAAUAAAAGGUGCAAUCAAUAUUACAUUUAUGUCUGGUUUAGUAAAUUUUGUGGGAUCAAUUAUCAAACCAGAAACAAAAUUAGUUAUUAUUGGAAAGGAUGGAGAGGCAAAGGAUUCCAUAUUACGAUUAUUAAGAAUUGGUUAUGAUAACAUAUUUGGAUAUUUGGAUGGAGGAUUUGAAGCAUAUAAAAGCAAUGGUGGAGAAUUGGCAACUCAGGUUUAAAUAGUUGGACUUGAAGAACUGUGCAAUAUCAAUGAUAAUUGGAGUAAUAAUUAUAUAAUUAGAUUAGAUGACAACGUUUUUGUGGAUGUUAGAGGAGUGGGAGAAUUGAGAGAGACUGGAUUUAUUAAAGGGGCCAUUUGCAUAGCUUUGCCUGAGAUUGAGGGGAAUGUUGACAAGAUACCAAAGGAUAAAAAAUUGCGUAUUUAUUGCAAGUCAGGAUGGAGAGCUAAGAUUGCGAUGAGCAUUUUAGUGAGGAAUGGAUUCGAGAGGAUUAUGAUUACUUAGGAUGGGGGAUUUGAAGAUAUGUGGGAGAAGAAGUUGAUUGAAAGAGUGGACAUGUGA
Molecule: messenger RNA, 1524 nt
Organism: Paramecium octaurelia
Lineage: Eukaryota; Ciliophora; Oligohymenophorea; Peniculida; Parameciidae
Source: the annotation of a GenBank genome assembly